AAUAUGGCGGAUGCAUUGACCGCCGUACGGACGUCUGACUUUUUUUGCUGUGAAUUCUACAAUUUUUCGUAAAUAAAAUUCACGAUUGAUAAAUUUUAAAUUGAAAAACACGUAUCUGUGUCACUUAAUUUAUUAUUGUUUUCCAUUUGGAAAUACGAAGAGCUCCUAAUUCCCCAGGAAAAAUGUCAAGACGUGCCUACGCCGAGGAUCCGGCGCCGUCAGAUGAUUCUGAUUUCGAUGAUGAAGAGGAUCCUGAUAAUUUGGAGGUGCCAGGUGGAGGUAAAACCCUGGCUGCUGCAGCCCGGAUGGCCGACAAGAAGGUACCACAAGCAACUGCGCCACAAGUCACGGUGAGACCUACCACAAAUCCACUUGCAGCACCGUCCGGCGUUGCGUUUGGACAAACGCACAACGGGAAGCCAAUAAAGAUACAGGCCAGCUCCUUGACGAAACCCUUCAAUCUCCUCAACCUGCCAGGAGUCGGACGCGGAGGAAUGGGCGCGGCGAUGGCUCCGUUCGCGGCGGGUUCGUCGGCCGCAUUCAACGCGGCCUCGUUACUCGCGCAGAUGGAGAUGGUCGGCAUUACGGGCGUCAACUCGUAUUUGCUGCAGAAUCUCAAUCAGAUCAUAGCGGCCGGCAUGGGGGGCUCGAUGCUCGGUCAGUUCUCGCAGCAGCUACCCCCCUGGGCUGGUCAGAUCAAGCCCGGAAUGUGGCACCAGGAUAAGAUGCCUGGAGAAGAAGAGGAAGUGGACGAUGAAGAAAUGGGAGUCGCAGAAACAUAUGCGGACUACAUGCCGCCAAAGGUGAAACUAGGCAGGAAACAUCCUGAUCCUGUGGUGGAGACGGCGUCGUUGUCGUCCGUGGAGCCGGUGGACGUGACGUACAAGCUGAGUCUGCCGGACGAGACGAUCCGGGGCGGGCUGCUGUCGGCCUUGCAGCUGGAGGCCGUGGUGUACGCGUCGCAGGCCCACGAGCACACGCUCCCGGACGGGACCAGGGCGGGCUUCCUCAUAGGUGACGGUGCGGGUGUGGGCAAAGGUCGCACGAUAGCCGGCAUUAUAUUCGAGAACUACAUCAAGGGUCGGAAGCGAGCCAUAUGGGUGUCCGUCUCCAACGACCUCAAGUACGACGCCGAGAGGGACCUCCGGGACAUCGGGGCCGGGAAAAUUGAAGUCUACCCUCUCAAUAAGUUCAAGUACGCGAAGAUCUCGUCGGCCGUGAACGGCAACGUGAAGAAGGGGGUCGUGUUCGCCACCUACUCCUCGCUCAUCGGCGAGACCGCCAGCAACAACACCAAGUACAGGUCCAGGCUGAAGCAGCUGCUGCAGUGGUGCGGGGAGGACUUUGACGGAGUCAUCGUAUUUGACGAGUGUCACAAGGCAAAGAACCUCUGCCCCGUCGGCUCCGGGAAGGCGACGAAGACAGGUCUGACGGCCCUCGAGCUGCAGAACAAGCUGCCCAAGGCGAGGGUGGUGUACGCGUCCGCCACCGGGGCCUCGGAGCCCAGGAACAUGGCGUACAUGGUGCGCCUCGGGAUAUGGGGGGAGGGGACGCCCUUCCCGACCUUUAUGGACUUCAUUAACGCUGUGGAGAAGAGAGGCGUGGGCGCCAUGGAGAUAGUGGCGAUGGACAUGAAGCUGCGCGGGAUGUACAUAGCGCGCCAGCUGUCCUUCCACGGAGUGUCCUUCCGCAUCGAGGAGGUGCCGCUCUCCGACGCCUUCAAGGAGACCUACGACAAGAGCGUCGCGCUGUGGGUGGAGGCCAUGCAGCGGUUCACGGAGGCCGCCGAGCUGAUAGACGCGGAGUCGAGGAUGAGGAAGACCAUGUGGGGACAGUUCUGGUCUGCUCAUCAGAGGUUCUUCAAGUACCUGUGUAUUGCCGCUAAGGUGAACCACGCCGUGGUGACAGCCCGCGAGGCCGUGAAGUGCGGCAAGUGUGUCGUCAUCGGCCUGCAGAGCACCGGGGAGGCGCGCACCCUCGACCAGCUCGAGAGGGACGACGGGGACCUCACAGACUUCGUGUCCACCGCCAAGGGGGUGCUGCAGACGCUUGUGGAGAAGCACUUCCCGGCGCCGGACCGCGACCGCAUCAACCGGCUGCUCGGGCUCGGCGCCAACAGGCCGCCGCCCCCCGCGCACGCCGCGCUCCCCGCGCCCCCGCACAACGGCACCAACGGUCGGGACGACGACGCCAACACGUCCAAGAGAAAGUUGACGUCACGCCAGCAAGCGAACGCCGCGGCCAAGCGCGCCCGCGGGGGCUCCUCGUCCGACGAGUUCGUCCGCGGCGGCUCCUCCGACGAGCUGGAGAUGGAGUCGGACGAGGAGCAGCAGCGGGCCGCCUCCGACUCCGACCUCAGCGACUUCAACCCCUUCAGGGGCGGCAGCGACAGCGACGACGAACCCUGGCUGAAUCGCAAAAAGAAACCAAAGAAGAAGAAGGCUGCAUCUCCCAAGAAGAAGACCUCGACCACGCAGGACAAGAUCGAGAACAUGUUCACCCGCAAGAACAGCGCGCCCCCCGCCCCCACCCUCACCGUCACCACCAGCUCCGGCGCCAGCCUCACCGGGACGCCGGUCGGCACCAACGGCCUGUAUCUAGGUCGCAGCCGCAGCAGCGCGCCGCCCCGGUCGGCCAUCGAGCGCGCGUGCAGCAUGAAGGAGGAGCUGCUGGCGGCCGUGCACCGGCUGGGUCGCCGCCUGCCGCCCAACACGCUCGACCAGCUCGUCGACGAGCUGGGGGGCACCGACAACGUGGCUGAGAUGACAGGUCGCAAAGGGCGCGUGGUCCAAACAGAGGACGGACAGAUCUUAUACGAGAGCCGAUCCGAAGCGGACGUGCCGCUCGAGACCCUGAACCUGACUGAGAAGCAAAGGUUCAUGGAUGGCGAGAAGGACGUGGCCAUCAUCUCUGAGGCCGCCUCCAGUGGUAUCUCAUUACAGAGUGAUCGGAGGGCGAGGAAUCAGAGGCGACGAGUUCACAUCACACUAGAGCUGCCGUGGUCCGCGGACAGAGCCAUACAACAGUUCGGGCGGACCCACCGCUCCAACCAGGUGAACGCCCCGGAGUACAUAUUCCUGAUCUCGGACCUGGCCGGGGAGAGGCGGUUCGCGUGCACCGUCGCCAAGCGCCUGGAGUCGCUGGGUGCCCUCACGCACGGGGACCGCAGGGCCACCGAGACCAGGGACCUGUCGCAGUUCAACAUCGACAACAAGUAUGGUCGCACGGCGCUGGAGGCGGUGAUGCGAGCCAUCAUGAAGUACGAGACGCCGCUGGUGCCCGCGCCCGCCGACUACCACGGAGACUUCUUCCAGGACGUGGCCAGCGCGCUCGUCGGCGUGGGGCUCAUCGUCAACAGCGACGCCGCGCCCGGCGUGCUCGCGCUCGACAAGGACUAUAACAACAUGUCGAAGUUCUUGAACAGGAUAUUGGGCAUGCCGGUGGAACUGCAGAACAGACUCUUCAAAUACUUCACGGACACGCUCGCCGCCGUUAUGGAACAAGCGAAGAGGAGCGGUCGGUUCGACCUGGGCAUCCUGGACCUGGGCAGCGCGGGCGAGACCGUGCGGCGCCUGCGCUGCGUGCGCUUCCUGCGCCGCCACGCCACCGGACGCGCGCCCGUCGAGCUGCACACCGUCUCCUCCGAGCGCGGCAUGGAAUGGACUGAGGCUCUGGAGAAGCACUCGGAGCUGACGGGCCCCAAGGAGGGCUUCUACCUGUCGCAGCAGGCCCGCAACAGCAAGCACACCGCCGUGCUCUGCGCCGCCGCGCUCACCAACUCCAAGAAGGACAAGCUCAGCAAGAAGGACCUCAUGUUUCAGAUAUACAGGCCGAACACUGGUCUGCAGCUGCGGCUGGAGUCGCUGGCGGAGAUCGAGAAGAAGUACCGCAAGGUGGAUGCGGACGAGGCGGAGAGCUGGUGGCGCGCGCAGCACGCGGCGUCGCUGCGGGUGUGCUCGCACGCGUACUGGCGGGACGCGUGCCGCGCCGCCGACUGCGAGGUGGGGCUGCGGCGCCGCCUGCACCACGUGCUGGCCGGCUCCGUGCUGGCCGUGUGGGCGCGCGUGGAGGCCACGCUGGCCGCGCGCUCGCAGCUGCACAAGAUGCAGGUCGUGCGCAUCAAGACCGACGACGGACUCAAGAUUGUCGGCACGCUGAUCCCCAAGAACUGCGUUGAGCCGCUGAAGGAGUCCCUCGCCGCGGACGCCGUCUCCGUCACGGAGCAGACCUUCGAGCAGACGGAGCUACACUGAGCCCCCGGCUUACCGAGUUUCUAUCCGUCUCGUUCCCACGCCCGAGGGAGCUCACAAGAGAGAGCGAGACGGAACGCGCAGAUGAAGUUUCCUAAAUGUAUUGUUAAGUAUACGUUGCGCAGUUCGUAGAUAGGCUCCGUUUGUCGGUUCGAUCUGUACUCGGAAAUGUACAAAGAUUUAUUUAUAUUUUUAAUUUGUAACGCGAUCACCACCGCCGUAGGAACGUGCACAGACGUCGCGGACACGAGGGGAUCGCUCCCGAAGACGAACGGCAGUUUUACUGUGGUUACUGUAGCCCAUAGACAUCUACAACGUAAAUGCGCCACCCACCUUGAGAUAUAAGUUCUAAGGUCUCAGUAUAGUUACAACGGCUGCCCCACCCUUUAAAUCCAAACGAAUUACUGCUUUAUGGCAGAAAUAGGCAGAAAUAGUGGUACCUACCCGCGCGGACUCACAAGAGGUCCUACAACCAGUAAAGUUGUUUCGCUAAUGCAUUGAAGCUAAGCAUUGAUACCUUUGUAUGACGUCAUGCUGAGCGAACCGCAAUGAACUUGUACUGGACCGCUCGCACGAGGUCAUCGACCCCGCGCGUCAGCUGUUCCCAAACAUUUACAUCACCCCAUUAAAAAUAGUCAAUCUUAAAUAUUUCGUUUGCAAUAUUUUCGUGUAUCGUUGUGUGGGUUUUGACAACAGUGCUGUUUGUCUUCAUUGGUGGGAGCGUAUCCUUUAUGUUCCAUGAGAUAAAUAAAUAUAUAAUUUAUGUGUAUUUAAGUAAGUGACUGUUUUGUUUACUGUGUAAUAUUUGUAUGUAAUAAUAUUCCUUAUCAAUUCGAUACGGUGUUAAUGAAGUUUAUUGAGUACAUUGCCGGUAGAUUUUAGUUUUUAUGAUUAUCUAGUCUCAUCAAUGUAAAUCCAAUUUUAUUUUAAAAAAACACGUACCCUCGAAAAUGGUUUUGAAAUAACUGGAUUUUCGUCAUUCGUCUCUUCUGUUGUUACAAAUGUCGUUGUGGUGUUGUUGAUUGAUGACAGACCUGGCUGUGGGCGUUCGGGGCCAUACCCGCAAGUCCCCCGUUUGUCUCCACAAAGCACGGUGUCCUCCAAAGUGUGUGGGUGCCCCCACGAGUGGGGGGCCGCGUGGGGACCGCUCCCAACACCGGGUUUCUGUCGGGGUCGAAUAGUUUAGGUAGGAGUUCAAAAUUUGUGAUAAACGUUCCGGCUAAUCGACGGUCCAUUUGACCAGAAGUGUGUUGGGAUAGAAUCGUAACACGACCGCAGUUAGUUGUAGGCGUGACCGGCUGUUUGUUUGUUUUAACUUUGCCUAGUUUAGUUUACUGUCGAAUGAGCCGUGCGCUCGCGCGACGUCACGGCGUCGCACUCACCCGCUGAUGUAAAUAGUUUUAAUGCAAAUAAAUAUUGUAUUUUUAGUUUUGUGUAUUGUAUUUUGAUCCUUCGUAAUCGAUUUUAAGGUGCAGUUUUGGUUGUAGCGUUACGUCGACCUUGAAAUUCGACUAUAAAAAUUCUCAUUUGUGUAAUGUUUGCACGUAGUUUAAACACAUAUGGGGGGUCGAUCAUGGAAGUAAUCGCCGAGAGAGGGGGCGGGCAGUUUUUUUGGAUUUGUACUCGUGAGGCACGCCCUAUGCCCUAGACGUUGCUGCUUGCGUAAUGUGGGGAAGAGGGUGGGGGCAGGGCGGGGGCGGAGGUGAUCCUCCCCCUGACAAGUCCUGAAAGCUAAAGAAAAAAACGAACGUAAAAUGUAACAGAUGUAAACAAGUUACUAGAUGUUCCUUUGUGCGGUAUAUGAUACAUAUACUGAACACAAUGUUGAUUACGUUAGGGUAUCAAGCCGGGAUCCCGUGGUACGCGUGGUCUGUCUUCCGUUAUCGGACCGCAGAACCGGUGACGCAUCCUCCGGUCCCUGGGCGGGUUCUAGGUGCCAAAACAAAAUAAAAUUCUUAUAUAGGCAUCGGUCCUUGACGCGUCUACAAAUUUUCAAGUUAAUCUGACGUCAUGAGGUUGAUGAAAGUUAUUUCCUCAAGAUUCCGUUACUUAGACAUGUACGGGUCGGGCUGUGAAGACCUUUCCACAAUACUGUGGACGUGGAUUGUUUGACGCGACAGUCUCUGAGAGCCGCAGUCCCGGGGGACGCGCCCGAGCUGUUAGAAACAUCAUCAUUUUCUUAGCACCACCGACUUACUGGUGGUAGAACCUCUUGUGAGUCCGCACGGGUCCACCGCCCUGCCUAUUUUUGCCGUGAAGCAGUAAUGCGUUUCGGUUUGAAGGACGGGGCAGCCGUUGUACUGUUAAAAAAAAUGAGACCUAACUCAUGUCUCAAGGUGGGUGGCGGCAUUUACGUUAUAGAUGUCUAUGGGCUCCGGUAACCGCUUAACACCAGGUAAGCCGGGAGCUCGUCCACCCAUCUAAGCAAUAAGAAAUCCCCUUCGGUUAAAUUAGUUUUAAUUAUGUCUAUCUCUCUCGAAAACCAAAGAAAAUACGAUUAGUUAAUUCAAGAAUCGGCGCGUGGCAAUCGGUCACCGACUGACCUGAGCUACAUUCAGACUGUCUCCCGAAACCAGCUCACAUAUCUGUUUAAACUAUGCGCACUACUAAUUAGUGUACAAAAAUGUAAACUUAGUUUAAUAUUAUUAUCAUUAUUAUUUCGGUUAGUUUGUUUCGUGACGUAUAUACAGGGUGUCCCAGAAAGAUAUGGGUAAUCCUGAAACACCUCAUAGUAGAGCUAUUGGGGACAAAAAAAAUCUCAAUUACGUAUUUUUAAAAAAAGCUUUAUAUUUUCCAUACUGCUGUGCGUUUCUGGAAUAUACAACAGCUACAAAUAAAUGAAAUCCAUAGGCUUUUUGGUGUUAUACUAUUCUAUAAUUGGACUAUACUAAAGAAUGUGCAGGAAAUCGUAUGAGUAGCUAGUGUUAUUUUUCAUAAAAGUUAAUUUAAACUUUAAUAAUGAAAUUUGGUAUUUUUUCUUUAUUUGGGUAGUACCUAAGUUUUUUUUUUUCGAGUCCCCGAUAUCUCUACUAUGAGGUGUUACAGGAUUAUCCAUUCUUUCUGGGACACCCUGUAUAAUUUAAUUAAUAAUAGUGACAUGUAAUUUUUACGUAUUUUUUCGAUUUUAUUUAAGAUGUAAAACGUAAAUGUGUAUGUAAAUAUGAUAGUUGUGUAGGUUAGUUAGUUGCUGUCUGAUGUGGGCAACUGAUGUCCUUUGAUAUUGACAGUUGUCAAUGACUAGUACAAUUGUGGCGGUGUUGUAGGUCUCUCUGAGCUAUUGUCGUAUGUUAGCUCCACUUGUAAAUGUCGUUAGCGCGAUUUAGGUAUCCGAAUUUCUCUUCCGAAUACGCAAGUUAACUGGUGUUUCUCUUUUUUUUUUAAUUUUUGUUAACGAACAUGAAAAUAAAUAAUACAAUUCAUUUUAUCUAUAAAAGUUUUUUUUAUUUUUUAUUUAUAAGUAGUAAGUUUUAUUUAUAAGUAUAUAUGCCCGAUAUAUGAAGGAAUAUUGCUUCAGAGCUUGCAGGCAACGUAUCGGAAGGAAGCUGCAAUAGCGCAAUAAUGUCUUGAGACACACUCGCAAACAUUAGCUCUCCUAAAUAAUGUUACAUAUACAAUAAUAUACGUGUUAUUUAUGUAUUAUACACAUUAUAAUUCCAUGAAUAAAUUGAACUUCAAACUGAUAGCAAAGUGUGCUUUUGUACAAUGACGUCACUGUUUAAAAGUAUGAUAAAUCCAUUGCUAUUACUUCUUCGCCUUGUGGGAAAAGUACACAGCCAAUCUCUCAUAUCAAAUUUUAUUGGUCAUAGUGAAUCAACACUUUAAUGCAUGCAUCAUAAUAUUAUUUAAUUUUGAAAGCCUUUAUCUAGUCAUAAACACAAUAUUAAUAAAAUUGAGAUCGUGCGCAAGAAAUUGCUCUUGAUAUUUUUCUUCGAAGAUGUUGAAGAAUUUAAUCAAAUCAAAUCAAAAAUUUUUUAUUCAACAUAUAUGAAAGUACAUACUUGUUAAACGUCAAAAGAACUACCGCCAAUUCACAAGAACUAGCCUCCGUCCUGAGAAGAAUUGGCUAGCAACUCAGCGGGCAUGAUUAUUAUUUUUUUAAUUUUAGAUUAUUUUUUUAAUAUUAGUUUUUUUUUAAUAUUCAUUUUUACAUGAGUAUAAUAACAUAACAAUUAUUACAAUAUUGAAAUGCCCGGAGCGAGCAACUCAUUCCCACUAUGUGCAAUCUUCUAGAUAAUCAUUGACUUUAUAGUAAGCUUUAUUGAACAGAUGUUCUUUAAUAGUUUUCUUAAACCUAUGUAUAUGUAGGUUCUGAACAUCUUACUCUUAACUACUAAUAAGCUCUGAUCGUACGAACUAAGCUACAAUAAAACUAGUGUUUUUGCUCAAGUAAAAAUAUUCGAACCAGAACUGUCAAUAUCAAAGGAAUCAUAGUUACCAGAUUGGCUAUACGGUGUAUGUUACGAUAAUUUUUUUUAAUGAUGGAUUGUAGAAACAUACUCUUAGUGUUAGUUAGAGCACCCAUUUCAUAAUGCUGACUGAAUUUAUUAGGUGGGACAGGGCGUAUCACUGCGAGAGCGAUUGUGGACAUAACCUAUAUCGCUACACCCUAUAUAAAAAUAUAGGUUAUGUUCACAAUGUAUAUUGUUAUAUAACAAUAUACACCUGUGUUCUAAAACUCAGGACCAGCAAUAUGGCGGAUGCAAUUGUGACGACUGUCCUUUAUUUUAGUGGUUCUCAAUCUGUUGCAGCUGUGUGGUUUAAAUUCAUCGUUUAUUAAGUGUAAUAAUUUAAAUCUCUUGUCACAAUAGCGGCAGGCUUGCCUAAAAUCUUCUUUUUCUUCACCUUAUCCCACUGGGUGGGGCCGGCACAGCUAAUCUUUCUCUUCCAUUCUCUUUUAUCAGCUGUCAGCUCAACACUCACUCUUCUCUAUCUCAUAUCGUCAUUCACACACUCCACCCAUGUCUUCUUCGUUCGACCUCUUCCCCCCUCUACCUUGCACUACGAUUUCCAUACAUCUCCUAGUCACAUGCAUCUUCUCUCUAUGCAUCACAUGUCCAUACCACGCUAACAUAUUGCCUCGCCUAAAAUAUUGAAAUAAAGGUUUUUAUUUAUUUAUUAAUUUCUUUAAUACAAGAAUAACUGUUACUUAUAAUAACACUAGGUAAGCCAAUGAGUAAUGUAAAGGGAUUUCGUUGUGGAAGCUUUACUCCGCAAGUUUAUUACUAGUUUUGUAUAAUAUUGUACCCUGUAUAAAACCACCCGCCAGUAUAUUAGACUUCAAAUUGUAGCCGAUAAAGUAAUGUGUAAGGGAGUACAUUUAUAUUAAAAUUUGUCGAUUUCCAAGUGUUUUUGUCUGAGCCUCGAAUAAAAGCAAGAAAGAGGCGACUCAAAUAGAGUUUGAACCGCGUUUGUUGAUCCUUUUAAAACAUAUUUAUGUAUACCGGAGGCCUUGUUGAAGUGGUUAUUAAAAUGUUACACAAUAUUUAUAUGUAUAUGAAAUGUUUAAAUAUUACUCUAAUAAAAAUGCAAUUUAGAAAUUUUAAUAUCUAGAUCAGACGAACGUCUUUGCUUAAACUGUGAGGGCUUUUGUCCCUCGCGAAACUCGUAUAUAGGCGAUGAGCCGUUGCGUUCCUUAUAAUGUUAAAUGUAUUUUUGUACUAAUUCACGGUACGUUAGUCUGUCGAUUUCUUUUUAGCAAGAUCAUGUUGAACUUGCCCUGGCAACACUGGAGGGCGUAGUAUCAGUCAUAAUGUUCGAUCCUGAUUUGUCAUAUCGAUAAUCGUAUCGUUAUUUAAUCGAUUAUAAAGUUUAUGAAGUCGUUUAAUUAUCUACCGUUAAUUACAGAUAUGUAAUCGUAUAUUUAUAGUAUUUUUGUAUCGUUUCGGCGCGAGAACACGUCGGGGUGACGAGUGACUGAUGUCAGAUUUUCAUCAGUAAGCUUAGUGCGAGUUUUUUUAAUGUUAAAAAAUUCGCAGAAGCAAACAGAGUGCCCACGCGUGUACUGUGGCUAUCAAUUUGAGAGUCAUAUGCAGCGUGAAGUGUUCAUGAAUGCUCUAUAUUGGUAGCCUUGUUGUGGUACGGCAGUCCGUCUGGUUUCAGUUGCCACAUAUUUGGAUAUGUUCUCUCUCGUAAGUUCGCAUCUCGCCGUGAUCUCGCUGAAACGUGUCUCCCCUCCCCCGCACCCUCCCACACGCCCCGUGCGUUAUUUAUGUCGUAUUAAAUUUAAAGACAGAUAAUAAAAUUAUGUAAAUUUGUG
Bombyx mori (domestic silkworm) is the source of this 10506-nucleotide messenger RNA. RefSeq names its product protein strawberry notch (gene sno). Gene Ontology annotation, molecular function: histone binding; chromatin DNA binding. The coding region runs from base 183 to 4253 and encodes 1356 amino acids. The record is from RefSeq and is a predicted model, not a curated record. The transcript is spliced from 27 exons. Gene Ontology annotation, cellular component: nucleus. NCBI's taxonomy places the organism in Eukaryota, Metazoa, Arthropoda, Insecta, Lepidoptera, Bombycidae. Gene Ontology annotation, biological process: regulation of DNA-templated transcription.